This is a messenger RNA of Camelina sativa (false flax), 1980 nucleotides long. Lineage: Eukaryota; Viridiplantae; Streptophyta; Magnoliopsida; Brassicales; Brassicaceae. The record is from RefSeq and is a predicted model, not a curated record.
CUGAAGCCCUAAUUUCAUUUUGCCAAACUCCAAAACUCUUCAGCCGCAGAGAUCUCUCCUCAUGGCUCCAAUUGGUGUGGGCGAUGUUGUACCAGACGGAACUAUCUCUUUCUACGAUGAGAAUGAUCAGCUUCAGACCGUCUCUGUUCACUCUCUCGCCGCCGGUAAAAAAGUCAUUCUCUUCAAUGUCCCUGGUGGGUUCACUCCCACAUGCAGCAUGAAGCUUGAGCCUGGAUUCAUUGAGAAAACAGAGGAGCUUAAGUCAAAGGGUAUUGAUGAGAUCAUUUGCUUUAGCGUGAAUGACCCAUUUGUGAUGAAGGCAUGGGGAAAGACAUACCCUGAGAACAAGCAUGUGAAGUUUGUAAGUGACGGGUCAGGGGAAUUCACACACCUUUUGGGACUUGAGCUUGACCUCAAAGAGAAGGGUAGAUUCGCUCUGUUACUCGAUAACCUCAAGGUGACUGUAGCCAUUGUUGAUUCUGAUGGUGAAGGUCCCUUGUUUCAACUCGAAACGAUGACGAUGAUGUUGACGUGGUCGAUGUCAAAUCUUCCAAGGGAUUUGGUAGAGGAGAUUGUCUCUAGGGUUCCUUGGAAAUUAAUGAGAUCAGUGAGAUUAACUUGCAAAAAGUGGAACGGUUUGUUCAAAAGCCGGAGCUUUAUGGAGAUGCGCAUUGCCAAAGAAGAAGAAGCAGCAAAGGAAUUAGGGGAGACUCGGAUGAUUGUGAUGUUGGAUUACAAUGUUCAUUUAAUGGGCAUUGCCGUGAACGACAAUCUAUCCAUAAAGUCUCUAGGUAAACUUACUUGCCUAGAGGAUUCAGAACAAGUCAAGAUAUCUCAAGUCUUUCAUUGUGAGGGUUUAUUGUUAUGCAUCUUGAAAGACGAUGACACUAAGAUUGUUGUUUGGAAUCCGAGUUUGGGGGAAACAAGGUGGAUCCAAACCAGAAAAUAUAACCGCGCAAGUGCAUUGAAAGGACGAGACUAUUACAAGUAUGCUCUUGGAUACAAAAAUAAUAGCCAAAACAGAUCUUGUCGUAGCUUCAAGAUCUUGAGGUUUAUAGAUGAUUUCAGACUUCACCCCGACAACCCUGCUUUACGGUAUGAAAUCUACAAUUUUGAUUCUGAUUCAUGGAUUACUCUUGAUGUCUCUCCACACUGGCGUAUAAUGUCUGACCGUGGCCUCUCUCUCAAGGGAAACACUUAUUGGGGUGCUGUAGAACGAAACGCACAUGGACCCAUUGAUCGUAUAAUCUGUUUUGAUUUCACAAGAGAGAGAUUUGGACUGCUUCUUCAUUUGCCGUUUAGUGCUUGGGGUAACCAGUUUGCAUCACUAUCUUGUGUUAGAGAAGAGAAGAUCGCGGCUUUAUUUCAAACAAGUAAAACAUAUAAGCUUGAGGUAUGGAUUACGACUAAGAUUGAGGCCAACAAUGUGUCAUGGAUCAAUUUCUUCACAAUGGAUACAAAAUAUCUUGAGAGUCUUUCAGAUAAGAGUUUCUUCAUUGACGAGGAGAAUAAAGUUGCUGUGGUUUUUGAUAAAGAAGGAAAAACUAUAUGCGACCUCACUCACGACUCUGUUAAAGUCAUUGGAGAGGAUGGAUGCUUGAAGAAAUGGGUUCUUGGAGAACCCGGAGAUAAAAAGUGUUGGCCACUUGUGUGCUCUUAUGUUCCAAGUACAGUACAAAUCAAGCAACAUAAAGGAGUCAAAAGGAAAGAACAAAGCGAUUAGGAAAAGGCAUUGAUUUGAGCAAAACGUGUUGAGACAAGAGGAGGUGGGGGGAAACAGAGAGUUGAUUGUCCUCAACUUGGGAACUACCCUUCGUUUUAUUUUAGCAAUAUGAAUUUCUUCUUCAAUUUGAACAAGAUUUUAGGUUUUAUAAUUUUUACAAAACCGCUGGGUUAUCAAGAUUUAAGUACAAACCUUGAAAACGUAAACCAGCUAUAAGAUGUUUGGAUUUACCAUGUACUUGCUAGCGUUUGAGGUCA